This is a messenger RNA of Propithecus coquereli (Coquerel's sifaka), 3702 nucleotides long. RefSeq names its product teashirt zinc finger homeobox 3 (gene TSHZ3). The record is from RefSeq and is a predicted model, not a curated record. Gene Ontology annotation, cellular component: nucleus. Gene Ontology annotation, molecular function: DNA-binding transcription factor activity, RNA polymerase II-specific; DNA binding. The transcript is spliced from 2 exons. NCBI's taxonomy places the organism in Eukaryota, Metazoa, Chordata, Mammalia, Primates, Indriidae. The coding region runs from base 14 to 3259 and encodes 1081 amino acids. Gene Ontology annotation, biological process: regulation of transcription by RNA polymerase II.
CCGGAGAAGCAUCAUGCCGAGGAGGAAGCAGCAGGCGCCCCGGCGCGCAGCAGCCUACGUUUCAGAUGAGCUAAAGGCCGCCGCCCUGGUCGACGAAGAUCUAGACCCAGAGGAACACACGGCAGAUGGGGAACCGUCGGCCAAGUACAUGUGCCCGGAGAAGGAGCUCGGUAAGACCUGCGCCAGCUACCAGAACUCCCCGGCGGCCGAGUUCUCCAGCCACGACAUGGACAGCGAGUCCCACAUCAGUGAGACCAGCGACCGCAUGGCUGACUUCGAAAGCGGCUCCGUCAAGAACGAGGAGGAGACCAAGGAGGUCGCGGUCCCGCUGGAAGACACGACCGUGUCGGACAGCCUGGAGCAGAUGAAGGCCGUGUACAACAACUUCCUCUCCAACUCCUACUGGUCCAACCUCAACCUCAACCUGCACCAGCCGUCCUCGGACAAGAACAACGGCAGCAGCAGCAGCAGCAGCAGCAGCAGCAGCAGCUGCGGCAGCGGCAGCUUCGACUGGCACCAGAGCGCCAUGGCCAAGACCCUGCAGCAGGUGUCGCAGAGCCGCGUGCUGCCGGAGCCCAGCCUCUUCAGCACCGUGCAGCUGUACCGGCAGAGCAGCAAGCUCUACGGCUCCAUCUUCACGGGGGCCAGCAAGUUCCGCUGCAAGGACUGCAGCGCCGCCUACGACACCCUGGUGGAGCUCACCGUGCACAUGAACGAGACGGGGCAUUACCGCGACGACAACCACGAGACCGACAACAACAACCCCAAGCGCUGGUCCAAGCCCCGCAAACGCUCCCUGCUGGAGAUGGAGGGGAAGGAGGAUGCCCAGAAAGUCCUGAAGUGCAUGUACUGCGGCCACUCCUUCGAGUCCCUCCAGGACUUGAGCGUCCAUAUGAUCAAAACAAAACACUACCAAAAAGUGCCUCUGAAGGAACCCGUCACGCCCGUCGCCGCCAAAAUCAUCCCUGCCGCCCGGAAGAAGGCGUCGCUGGAGCUGGAGCUCCCCAGCUCCCCGGAUUCCACAGGCGGCACCCCCAAAGCCACCGUGGCGGACGCCAACGACGCGCUCCAGAAGAACUCCAACCCUUACAUCACGCCGAACAACCGGUACGGCCACCAGAACGGGGCCAGCUACGCCUGGCACUUCGAGGCCCGGAAGUCCCAGAUCCUGAAGUGCAUGGAGUGCGGCAGCUCCCACGACACGCUGCAGGAGCUCACGGCGCACAUGAUGGUCACCGGCCACUUCAUCAAGGUCACCAACUCGGCCAUGAAGAAGGGGAAGCCCAUCCUGGAGACGCCCGUCACGCCCACCAUCACCACCCUGCUGGACGAGAAGGUACAGUCCGUGCCCCUGGCGGCCACCACCUUCGCGUCCCCCUCCAGCACGCCUGCGAGCGUCUCCCCGAAACUGAACGUGGAGGUCAAGAAGGAAGUCGACAGGGACAAGGCCGUCACCGACGAGAAACCCAAGGAGAAGGAGAAGGCCAGUGAGGAAGAGGAGAAAUACGACAUCUCCUCCAAAUACCAUUAUUUGACUGAAAACGACCUCGAGGAGAGUCCCAAGGGCGGCCUGGACAUCCUGAAAUCCCUGGAAAACACAGUGACGUCCGCGAUCAACAAGGCCCAGAAUGGCACCCCCAGCUGGGGGGGCUACCCCAGCAUCCACGCCGCCUACCAGCUCCCCAACAUGAUGAAGCUGUCUCUGGGCUCGUCGGGGAAGAGCACGCCCCUGAAACCCAUGUUUGGGAACAGCGAGAUGGUGUUUCCCACAAAAAACCAGACCCUGGUGUCUCCUCCUAGCAGCCAGACCUCCCCCAUGCCCAAGACGAACUUCCAUGCCAUGGAGGAGCUGGUGAAGAAGGUCACGGAGAAGGUCGCCAAGGUGGAGGAGAAGAUGAAGGAGCCGGACGGCAAGCUCUCUCCGCCCAAGCGGGCCACCCCGUCCCCGUGCAGCAGCGAGGUCAGCGAGCCCGUCAAGAUGGAAGCGUCCAGCGACGGGGGCUUCAAAAGCCAGGAGGGCAGCCCCGGCCCGCCGCAGGACGGGUACAAGGAGGGGAGCCCCCUGGCAGAGCCGGUGGAGAACGGGAAGGAUCUGGCGAAGCCCCUGACCAGCGGCCUGAGCGGCAGCACGGCCAUCAUCACCGACCACCCACCCGAGCAGCCUUUCGUUAACCCCUUGAGCGCCCUGCAGUCGGUCAUGAACAUCCACCUGGGCAAGGCGGCCAAGCCCUCGCUGCCGGCCCUGGACCCCAUGAGCAUGCUUUUCAAGAUGAGCAACAACCUCGCCGAGAAGGCGGCGGUGGCCACCCCGCCGCCCCUGCAGUCCAAGAAGGCGGACCACCUCGACCGCUAUUUCUACCACGUCAGCAACGACCAGCCCAUAGACCUGACAAAAGGGAAGAGUGACAAAGGCUGCUCCUUGGGUUCAGUGCUUUUGUCACCCACGUCCACGGCCCCGGCAACCUCCUCAUCCACGGCGACGACGGCAAAGACAUCUGCGGUCGUGUCAUUCAUGUCAAACUCGCCGCUACGCGAGAAUGCCUUGUCAGAUAUAUCCGAUAUGCUGAAGAACUUGACAGAGAGCCACACGUCAAAAUCCUCCACUCCUUCCAGCAUCUCCGAGAAGUCUGACAUUGACGGGGCCACUCUGGAGGAGGCCGAGGAGGCGACGCCCGCGCAGAAGAGGAAGGGCCGCCAGUCAAACUGGAACCCCCAGCACCUGCUGAUCCUCCAGGCCCAGUUCGCCGCCAGCCUGCGGCAGACCUCGGAGGGGAAGUACAUCAUGUCCGACCUGAGCCCCCAGGAGCGGAUGCACAUCUCCAGGUUCACGGGGCUCUCCAUGACCACCAUCAGCCACUGGCUGGCCAACGUGAAGUACCAGCUGCGAAGGACAGGUGGAACAAAGUUCCUCAAAAACUUGGACACCGGCCACCCCGUGUUCUUUUGUAAUGACUGCGCGUCGCAGAUCAGGACUCCUUCCACGUACAUCAGCCACCUGGAGUCACACCUGGGCUUCCGGCUACGGGACUUAUCCAAACUGUCCACCGAACAGAUUAACAAUCAGAUAGCACAAACCAAGUCACCGUCAGAAAAGUUGGUGACGUCCUCCCCCGAGGAGGACCUGGGGACCUCCUAUCAGUGCAAACUUUGCAAUCGGACCUUUGCCAGCAAGCACGCGGUGAAACUCCACCUUAGCAAAACACACGGGAAGUCUCCGGAAGACCACCUCCUGUACGUCUCCGAGUUAGAGAAGCAGUAGCGUUUGCUUUCGACCGAAGCGACUGCGGUUUGCUUGGAGGGAAAGUGUGGCAGGCACCUUAGAGCCCCUCUGACUCGAUCUUGGCACAUGUUCUUACGUUAGCUGCGGAACAUCGUUCUGGGCCGGGCUGUUUUGUAUAACUGUACAGUGUUUACUAGAGGUGCAUAAUCAGCUGUUGUUACUGGUAAAAUAUGAAGGUUGAAAAUGCAGUGGUAAGUGUUUGGAACUUUGUGUAAAUGGGAUUUAGUUGUGGCGUCCUCGGACGUUCAAGCUGCAUGCGUUAACAGACGGUUUAAUUAAGCAUUUAUACCGAAACCAGGCACACGUUCUCCACGAGACUCCAGCGUGCCGGCGUUUCUCACCCUUUCAUCUUUAGCCCUCUGAGUACUUUGAAGCACUUUUGGUUAAAAAAUAAAAUAAAAAUAAUAAUAAUAAUGUAUGAA